This is a messenger RNA of Cladophialophora carrionii CBS 160.54, 801 nucleotides long. RefSeq lists its product as uncharacterized. Gene Ontology annotation, cellular component: nucleus. The transcript has 4 exons. The record is from RefSeq and is a predicted model, not a curated record. Gene Ontology annotation, molecular function: transcription cis-regulatory region binding; DNA-binding transcription factor activity, RNA polymerase II-specific; zinc ion binding. Gene Ontology annotation, biological process: positive regulation of transcription by RNA polymerase II. NCBI's taxonomy places the organism in Eukaryota, Fungi, Ascomycota, Eurotiomycetes, Chaetothyriales, Herpotrichiellaceae. The coding region runs from base 1 to 801 and encodes 266 amino acids.
AUGGCUCCAUCCUCCAAAACUGUCAAGCCAAAGUCGGCGGCGACAGUGAGAAGUCGUACCGGAUGCCAAACAUGUCGUCAAAGAAAGCUCAAGUGCGACGAGCAACGACCGAUCUGCGGACAAUGCCAAAAGUCGCACCGUGAGUGUGUACGGUCUGAACCCAUUACAUUCCGUCACCAUCAGAAUUCGAGUUUUGGCAAAGAUGGGCAAGAUCACAACCUCGACAGUUUCUUCAAGUACAGCCAGACAUACAGCGAGGAAGAUAAGAAGGCAUUCUUACCAGUGCCAGAAGACCUGACUUGGGUCUAUGUCUCCGACCCGAAUGCUGAAGACCCCAAUGCCGCCUCACCACCCACUCAUGCCCAAACCACCUCAGAUACCUACCAACAAGUCGCUGCGCAUACUUUAGAAGCCCUAUCCACGGCUGCGGCUGACCACACGACAUCAUAUCCCCCACAAGGCACCGCGUACUACACCGCAGCAAACCCUCAGAGCGAGUCACAUCCCGAGUAUGGAUUUAUGCAGGGCGGUCCUCCUGGUGCUGCGAACGGCGAUACCCCGGGCAAUAUCGGCUAUUUCCUUGGUAACUCUGCUUCGCGGAACCAGACAGACACGUCCUUGAUCGAUCCGAACCUGGAAUCCACUGUGAACAGUGCGGCCGAGCGGACCGACGAGGAGCCAGAUAGACGGGACGGCAAGUCGCAUGUUGCUGGAGAGGCACAGAAAGAUCACGAAGAGAAUCUGGCUGAGGAGUCACGGCUUGCAAUCACGCUGAAGAACUUCAAUGAACUGCUGGCGUGA